This is a messenger RNA of Liolophura sinensis, 3056 nucleotides long. Its product is annotated as tyrosine-protein kinase Abl-like. NCBI's taxonomy places the organism in Eukaryota, Metazoa, Mollusca, Polyplacophora, Chitonida, Chitonidae. The record is from RefSeq and is a predicted model, not a curated record. Gene Ontology annotation, cellular component: phosphatidylinositol 3-kinase complex. The transcript has a single exon. Gene Ontology annotation, molecular function: 1-phosphatidylinositol-3-kinase regulator activity. Gene Ontology annotation, biological process: intracellular signal transduction; regulation of growth; phosphatidylinositol phosphate biosynthetic process. The coding region runs from base 96 to 1469 and encodes 457 amino acids.
GUGGAACGUAUAACAAUAGGUGUUGCGGAAUCACUGGUAAUGUGACCACUGUGCUAACAACGAUUGUCCACAGGUGUGUGGAAUGACUUUCGAAAAUGAUGAAGAAAGGCUUCUUCAAAGAACUGCGAUUACCUGUGUCUCAAAGGUUGCGUGGUCAGCGAUCAAAAUCGGAUGUGGACAACCCAAAUGAUGGAGAUGGAGCUGCACCGCUCGCGUCUGGGAAAAGUCGUAUGUGUAAAGUAUCUCACAUCAAUGGUGACUCAUUAGUGGAAGAUGAACACUAUACUGAGUGUGGUAUGCCAGUCGAAGGCGAAAUGCAUUCCAAGAAAAAAGACAGGAAGGGUUUCUUUCACACCUUAAAGAAAAAAUUGUCCACUCCCUUAUCGAAAAAGACUCCAUCAUCAGAGUUGGACCCACACUGUUCUGAAGAAACACAGAGUUGUGGGUCUCCGUUCAGAUUUGGGUCGAAAAGGUCCAAAAGUCGUCAGAAACAGUCUUGUGCUUUCUAUGGUAAAUCCAAACUGAAAAGCAAAUCUUCGCAAAGCAUAGAAUACUCAGGGUUUAGUACUCCUGUGUGUCCCCAAAUGAAAUCUCAGUCAAACACGGAGCUUGAUGUGCAUGUUCAUUCAUUUAGCGGUCUCCAUGAACAAGGCCGCACAGUGCUAUCCACAGUGAGUAAAAGUCAUCGUAAACAAGGCUGUGAAGAGGGCAGUAAACAAGAUUCCUGUGACAAAGGGGACACAGAUAGUGGACAGGAAACCCCUGACAGUUCGCGGAGCUCUCCAUCGCUUGAUAGUGGCGAGUAUACACAACAACCAGCAACUCUUAACCCAAAUUUUAGCCCGCGACUUUGCAGUUUUUCUGAUGAAUUCUGUGCUGAGGGAAAACACAAGGUAGAUGGACAUGUUGAGUGCUACGGAAUGACACCAGAACAAAUGUUUGAACAUAUGAAAGACGGACAGAAAGUGUGGAGCCUCACACAAGAAUUAUUUAAAUUAUCCAAAUUUGGAUGGUACUGGGGUCCCAUAACACGUGUAGAAGCAGAAGAAAAAUUAGCCAAUCAACCGGAUGGUGCUUUCCUUGUUCGGGACAGCUCUGAUGAGCGUUACCUGUUGAGUUUAAGUUUUCGUUCGUAUGGCAGAACCUUACAUACUCGCAUAGAGCACUGUAACGGGAUGUUCAGUUUCUAUGCACAGCCCGACACAGAAGGCUACCCAUCUAUUGUUGACUUAAUAGAGCAUUCUAUGAGUGAUUCUCAGACAGGUGUGUUCUGUUAUUCAAGGUCAAGGUCACCGGGAGCGCCAUCUUUUCCUGUCCGUCUGACAAAGCCUGUGUCACGUUUUACUCAAGUGCGAUCACUGCAAUAUUUGUGUCGAUUUGUUAUCCGCCAGUACACAAGAUUUGAUCACAUUCAACAGUUGCCUUUACCUAACAAAAUAAUAGGCUGGAUAGAAGAAAAUCAAUACUAAUUUUGUUCAAAGAGAAAAAAAAGGGUAUUCAAAGUUCAUGUAAUAUCCAAAUGAAAAAAAGUUUCUGGAUGAAUUUACUUGCUCAGAGUUGGCAUUUCUUACCCGAUAUUGAGAUGUUCAUCUGAUUAUGUCAGAAUCGUGUUUGAGAAACCUGAUUUUUGCCUUACACGAAGGACAUGCUAUUACAAAAUAACAUUUCAAUUAAAGAAAAACAGUCUGUUAGCAUUUACAUUUUUGAUACAUGAGUUCAUGAACAUUUGGAAAUAUUGUUUUUUUAUAGUAACACUUAUUGAUUUCAAUACGACAGGCGUUGUACAUGCACUGUCAUACCUGACCUCCCAAGUUGUAAUUAUGCAACCUUGUAAGAUAUUGUCCGACUUCUUGUUUGUAUUUAUUCAAGUUUGGGUCAGACAGUGGACUCUUAAUUUAUUCCGUAUGAGAGCUGGUAUUGUGCUGUAAAGUUUUCUGGGAAUUUGUUAUCAUGUAAGUUUAGCUAGUCUCUCGGUAGCUUUGGGUUAAUAUUGCUCUUUAACUAUCCAUGGACUUCUGGCUAUCUGAAGACAGCUGGAUGUGCUGUGCUGCAGGAUGUUUUCUUGAAUGAAUUGAUGUGUACACUUCUGUGUAAUGUUUAGUGUUUUACAUGAUAUGUACAUGUACAUACAGUGCUGGUAAUACUGGAAAUCAGUACAAAUGUACUGAAACAUUUUGGAAAUCAGCUGGCUGGUUGUAAACAAUUUUCAUACUUUGCUCAUGCAUUUGGUGUGCUUAUUUUUUCUCAGCUAUCCUCCAUUUUUGAUUUAUCAGUCUCUUUUGAAUUGUUUUCUUUUCUUCAAAUGGUGUUAAAAAUAUAAAGGGCUUGAGUAUUUCUUUUCUGAAGUUCAUCUUUUAAUAACCAGCAGCAAAAUUAAUCCAUGCAUAUCAAGUUCAAGGGAAGCAUUAGCAGUAUAUCAUGGAACUCCAUGCAAGGGGAGAUAACUCUGUUUAGCCAUGCCGACAGUUACAUUUGAAAGCCCAAAUUCAGCAAAUGUAAAUAUACCCUUUUCUUGAUGUUGAUACGUUUGGUUAUAUUACUUUAUGUUACUCAAAAACAACAACAAAAGUGGAUUAUGUUAAUACCAGCUUUACUGUGUAUUGUUUGCUAAGUACAUCUGCUAUUGUUUGUGUCUUACAUAUGCUGUUCAAUAGAAAAAAGUUCACAAUCAUUUUUCGUGUGUUACUCGUUUCCCUUAUAUGUACGUGUCAGAAAAGGGUUAUUUGUAUGUUAAUCUGGCCAUAGGGUGACUUGCGACACCUACCAGUUGGGUGCAACAACAAAGUCCACCUAUGCAAAAUGGUUAGAGCAAAAAGUUCGAUAAAACCUUGCAAUCAUGAGCAACUCUGGCCAACUUGCUGCAAGCACACUAAACUGGGUACAGCUGUAUGCUGUGAGUUAUAGAAAAGUAACUCACUUGUUCAACUUCGAUGCCUGAGCAGAUGCUCCCAGUUACUCCUAUAUGUAGUUGCUUCAAGUUGCGAAAAGCCGAGUUGCUCCCUGUUGCAAGAUCAAUUUACACCCAUCUUAAUACAUGACUGAUUAUGAAUACAUAC